Molecule: messenger RNA, 978 nt
Organism: Onychostoma macrolepis
Lineage: Eukaryota; Metazoa; Chordata; Actinopteri; Cypriniformes; Cyprinidae
Product: proline-rich protein 5-like
Exons: 9
Coding region: 118-978 (286 amino acids)
Biological process (GO): TORC2 signaling
Cellular component (GO): TORC2 complex
Source: RefSeq, a predicted model, not a curated record
CAGAACUAAAAGAGGACACAUUCAUUCUGUACGAACCCACAGUGUUUUUUUUUUUUGUUUGUUUGUUUUUUCUUAACGCAGAAGACCUGCUAAUAUCAUAGUUAUUUCUGCACUGUGAUGGACAGGCUUGACCUCCAUUCGGUUUCAUCCACCACCGACACCAUCCUGCAGGGUCCCAGCGCUGCUCUUACAAAUAAUAUCUACACUGCUGUUAUUAAGGUGUUCAAGGGAGAAGAACUACAGCCGAAUGAACUGUACUGCUUGAAUGAAAAUACCAGGUGGCUUCUGAGGACAGAUAUGGGCUUCUUUAUCAAAGAGUAUUUCCAGAAUCAGAUUUUGACUAAAGGUCUAUCAAUCAUUUUGGAUGAGAUUCAGAGGCUUGAAGGAGAGAGACAGCUGUUUGUUUUGACCCAGGUGUGGGAUAGGUUUUUCACUGAGAUUCUGCCCACUUUGCAGGCUAUUUUAUAUCCUCUACAGGGUCAGGAGUUGACGGUGAGACAGAUGGUGCUUCUCGGCUUCAGGGAUCUGGUCCUGAUGCAGCUUUCUCUGGGUGACCUUCUGCAAAAGAAUCUUUCUCUCAUCCCAGCAUCCAUCACACAAAUGCUACUUGUGCUACAGGGAAUUCAGGAAUCCAGAGGCCCCUCAAAGGAAUAUUGCCAACUUGAGAGUCUGGUGGCACUAGUGGUCAAACCCUACUUAGGGAACUGCAGACACACAAGCUGCACUGAACAAAGCGCCACAAGAGCACAAGUGAGUCACCCUGAGAUAAGGAUUACUCAUCACAUCUCUGAAGGCUCUCUGCUGUCCCCUGUAAUUGAACAGGAAGGGGAAAUGUACCUCGAGCGAGUGGGAAACCUACGACGUCACAGCGUGACAAAUGCUCAUUCUGACAUUCAACUACUCACUGUUACUAGUAGGGUAUAUACUGGGAUGGAUGACAGCUGCGAAACUAUGGAUCUGACUAAAACACCCCUCUGA